AUAUUGGAACUUGAACCAAUAGAUUGGAAAUUGGAAGAAGCUUUCUGCUAGACAGCGUGGGCACAAGAGGGGAAGUGAGGGGAGGAGCAAAGGCAGACGGAAAUGCAAAUGCGCAGUGUGACAAGGCGUAUGUACAAACAUGGCCGACAUGGAAGAGGGAGAUGGUGCUUCUGAGCAGCAAUCUCACCUUGUUAAUCCUAUUUUACACGUCUUAGUGGUUGGUUUUCAUCACAAGAAAGGAUGCCAGGUAGAAUAUUCCUUCCCUCCUUUGGUACCUGGCUCCAAGGACGAAACAGAAUGCCCCCCAGGGUGGAAGUACCUCCCCACCUUAGCCCUACCUGACGGUUCACACAACUACGAUGAUGAUACUGUGUAUUUUCACCUCCCUAGUCUCACCCACCCACGAAAGACAGUCUAUGGCAUUUCAUGCUUCAGGCAAAUUCCUGUAGAGAAAUUAAAGCAACGCACCCCUGACAUGACAAGAGGGACAGUUCAAAAGUCAGUUUGUGUGUUAAGUGAUGUCCCUCUUUUUGGUCACAUUCAAGUGAAGAUGGAGCUUAUUACACAUGCGUAUUUUGAUGAAGGUGAUUUUAGUAAGGUGUCUCUUUUGCAAGACACUUACCAUCACCUCAAUUCCUGCCUGUCACAAAUUGAUGAUUUACAGUCAGCACCACAGCUCUUUGUUGGGCUGUCUACAAGGGAUCUCAUACUUCAGUUUCGUCACAAAGCACUUAUCCUCUUCAAGUUAUUACUGCUGGAGAGGAAGGUUGUGUUUUACCGCUCACCUGUUCAACCGCUGUGUUCUACUAUUUUAUCCCUGCUAUCUUUGCAUCCAGGAAUGAUUGAAAGGGGCUUGACUGAGUCUGCAUGUGUGCGCCCGUCUAGACCCUUGUCUCCUAUACCCCACUUUGCAGAUAGUCCUGAUAAAGAGUUUGCUGAAAGGACUGUUGCCAAUGAGGAUGUGUCUUCAGAGAGAGUAUCUGUUACUCAAGAUGUGAGCUCUACAGACUCAGGAGUUGGGAAUAGCAUAGCUGAAAAUAAUGAACAGCCUGAAAACUUAGGCCAAACAGAAGCCACAGAUGAAAACAAGUGGCUGGAUAUUUCUGCCAAAGAUGAGUUGGAGUACAACCAAACUCCAGCAGUUUCUGCCCCUUCCUCUCUUACUACAUCCACUGUUGGACUAGUAGGUAUGGAGCCAUUGCCUCGAGAUUGGUCAAGUAAUGACUUGGCUAGUCGACAGCAGAACAAUCUUACAGCCAUUGCUCAAAUAAAUGCCGAUGAAUGUGGAACUCCCCUACAAAUAUUUUCCAAGGGUUACUUAUGUUUACCAUAUUUAUCCUUACCGUAUAUGGAUUUACUAUUUGAUGUAAAUGUCCGUGGGUAUAUAGUAGGGGCCACAAAUGUUUUAUUUAAACAGAAACGACAGUUAAUGGAUGUUUUGGUUGAGGUUGAGACAGCUUCGCUAGAAACUCAAGACCCAGUUCUCAGGCGGCAGUUGCAUCUAACAACAGAAGAUUUGCGAUUUGCAGACUUCCUUGUGCGGCAUGUAGCAGAAGAGCGGCAUGAUGUCUUCCUUGAUGGAGUUGGCUGGGAAGGUGGGGAUGAAUGGAUCAGGGCACAGUUUCGUGUCUAUCUUUUAUGCCUGUUGCGGACAUCUCUUUUACAAGAGAGUUGCAGAGAAAUAGAUCAAUUCAACAAUGCCUUUGUAACAGCAUGGAAAGGUACAUCAAACUAUCAGGCAUGGCUUGGUUCUGAUCAUAAUGGCAUUUUAGAAUUAAAUCCUGGUCACCCAUUUGCUGGACAACUCUCUGCAGCAGACAUAAAACUCAGAGUGAGCCAUACAAUGCAAAACACAGAGGGGGGCAGGAAAGUUACACAAGCUGUAGCUUCAACAACCAAAGUUGUUGGUGGAGCUAUUAAUCAAGCAAAAGGUGCUCUGACCAACUGGUGGAGCAAUCUCACAGCAAAUCAGGUGACUGGCACCGGGCUUGAUGAUGCUGAAUUUGCAUCAGAGGAAGCAGAAAACACAUCAAUAUCUGGAGAGCAAAGGCAGAACUCAGUACAUUCCAGUGCAGAGUAGAAGUGCCAGACAAACACAGCAAAUAGAGAUGAAAAAUUGAGUCCAGUGUGAAAAGGCUUUCAAGUAUCCACUUCAGCUGUGGGUUUGGAUUCCAAACCCAGCGUCUGGUUCUAGGUAUCAUGUUACUUGAAAAAUGUUAAACAAUGCCAUGAUGUGGCAACGCGAGGUUUUACAAUUUUGUUUUUGUGAAUUAAAUGUCUUGCACUAUUUAUAAAUGAAUAAUUUAUAUUUAAAUAAAAUUUAAUGCUCAUCGGGUUCUGAAAAAGUUUACUUUUUAACUUUCUCAGAGCCUGUAGGCUGUGUUUGUGAGGCCAAGCAUCUUAAAAAGACAGUCAGUCAGUUGGAAUCUCUGAAUUAAACUUCUUCUACUCAUGAAAGAAGUCAGAAAAUAUUAUUUUUGACAUUAUCUGGCUGAUUUUAUCAGUGUUUUUUGUUUAAACCUGACUAAUUUGUGAAUUUCAAUGGUUCCUAACCAUACGACAUUUUAUGCAAUUCUUACCAGGUAACCUGAUUAUGAAAGCAGUUAUACAAUUGCAGCACAUGUACCUGAAAUAAAUGCACUAUGAUUUAAUCAUAUUAUUAAAUGUUAUUUUAUUAGAUUCAUGUGGUUAGCAGCAGAGCCCUAUGACAUGGCUGAUAUUUUCCCUUCAAUGAAAUGCAAAAGACUCAUUUUUCUUGUUCAUGGUAACAAUCCAAGAAUUGCUCUCUUUGAAGUAAUAUUGUUAGUUUUGGGUAAAGGAAGUUAUGCAUCACUAAUUGAUGGAACCACGUUAAAAGUCUAUACUUAUUUGUUAUGGUGUUGUUUUGUAGGCUUCCUCCUACACAUGUUCUCACACAGCCAUCUGUUUUGGUGUUGAAGCUUUAAUUUAUCAUCAGUCUAAAUUGUCAGUUCCAUACUUAACAUUUCUUAUCAUAUGAAUGUGUGCAGUGUACCAUGUCCAAGUAUUAGUUCUUUUUUUUUUUGUAGAGGGAAGUGUUGUUUUAUUAUAAUUUUAAUUGUAAUGUUUUUGUGUUGUAAUUUGGCUGUGUUUUAUGCAUGGAUCAGUUGUUUUUUCUUGUAUUUGUUGUCUGUAAAUUUUGGUCUGUUUCUUAACUGGAUUUUAUACAAAAGUGUCGAACUGAUGAUUAUAUUUUACUUAAUCUACUGAUUUUGUUACAAUUUUGUAUUGCGGCACAGUAACCAACGUUUUUGCUCACCAAACUUGCCUUGGCUGCCAGUGACGAAGAGUAUGGACAGAAAAAGGCAAGGCUGGCUCUUAAUUGCUAGUGUCAGUGUGCAUCCUUAAUGCUUCCAGGUCAUCUUUUGAAUAGUUUGUUUAUGGUUGCUCAGAAUUGUGCUGUUCCACUAAAUACCAUUCCAUUAAUUUAUCUAUUUACAAAUAGCUUUAAGUGCAAUCAGCCAAUGCCUGAUUCCAUGUAAGUAUUGAAUUUGUCUUGUUGUGCAAUAAAGCUCUUUUACAUUA
Molecule: messenger RNA, 3543 nt
Organism: Thrips palmi
Lineage: Eukaryota; Metazoa; Arthropoda; Insecta; Thysanoptera; Thripidae
Product: late secretory pathway protein AVL9 homolog
Exons: 10
Coding region: 140-2080 (646 amino acids)
Cellular component (GO): cytoplasm
Source: RefSeq, a predicted model, not a curated record